UCUACUGAGCCAACUCAACCUGUCGCUGACUAUACUCCCGCGUCGCCGGUUUCUUCCCUAGCUCGCCCCUUUCAAUCUGUCGACACCGCUGGAUCCACGGGAGCCAAUCGGUGUCGACACCAACAAACAACAGUCCUCCCACGCUACUCCGUUGUCGACUGCUUCUCCUCAGGUUACUUCUCCGUCAGCAACUUCUCCUUCGACCUUCCCGGGGCUGGCGAUCAAGCCUUCUGCUUUAAAGGCAAUUGCCAGACUCCGCAAUCUGGUGAAAUUGCGUGAUGUUUCUUCAGACUCUGAGCAAUUCCAUUAUGGCAAAAUGGGCCCUGAGGCGAUGAAAACUAAGGCUCUUAUGGACAAAAUCCGCGUGCACGCCUUGAACUCUAACCUUCUUUUCGUGCUCAUGCAUGAACCUGCUGUCGGUCCAGAGAUUCUGAGCGCACUUGCCCAGCUAAAGGAUCUCCAACUCUCUGAUUAUGCCAGACUUGCAAUGGCGGCUCUAGAACAAAUCUUGGUGCCUAUGUUGCGCCAUAUUGACAGCGUUCGGGACACUGAGCGCCAAAUUGCUGAUACUGAGGCCUCUGUGAAGGAGAAAUGGGAGUUGGUGAUGCAUGCCGACGUGGAAGUUACCAGUAUGUUGAUGUCUAUGGAGGAGCGACAGAAGGAAUUGACUUCCAAACAAGCAAGGGCCACUGAGCUACGUCAACAAAUCGAUGCCCUUCAACGUCAAAUUGCCACCUUGGAUAAUGAGUUGGACUCAAUUGUUAAGGAGGAGUCCCGUUUUGUCGACGAAGUGCUACAACCUGCUCAGGCCACUGUGGAACAAACUACCCGUGAUGCCUUAGCGGUCGGUGAAGAACUUAUGGUUGUCGAAGGGAAGCUUGAGGAGCUUAAAGCCUAUGCCGACACCCUGGAGCCUGCGUCUCUGCACUACAAUUUCGAACUCAAAUCCUUCCAAUCCAAGUUCGGCCAGAUUUGA
Messenger RNA from Lathyrus oleraceus (garden pea), 976 nucleotides. RefSeq lists its product as uncharacterized. The transcript has 2 exons. NCBI's taxonomy places the organism in Eukaryota, Viridiplantae, Streptophyta, Magnoliopsida, Fabales, Fabaceae. The coding region runs from base 317 to 976 and encodes 219 amino acids. The record is from RefSeq and is a predicted model, not a curated record.